AAACUCAAGUGACGCAAGUUGUUUCUCUUUAUCAAUCAUAUUAUAUAACAUUCGAAAAACAUCCCCUCUUAUUCUCCCUUCACCUAAUUCUAUAUAUACCUCUGUCAAUUUAAGUGUUGCAUUUGUUGAUGUGCAGUGGUUAACUGCGCACGAUGCAGUAGAGUAUGACUAAAUCAUGAUUCGAGGGAUAUUUGGUUGCUAUUUCUAGCACGCUGAGUGUUCCCGGAGAAGCUUUCUAAUUGGGUUCGCCCCUCCUUUUUUACUUGUUUUGCUUUUUCAUCCAUUAAAGAAACUAAAAUGGUCGUACUUCCGGUUUUCUGUACUGUCACUUGUUGUUAUUUAGCUCCAAAUUUAACCGGACCUAGAUUAAAGUUAUUCCAGAAGUCACUAUCCCAUCUUUUUUAUUCACACAUAGUGUAUCUAAGAUUAUAUUAAACCAUGAAUCGUUUAUGAAGACGUUAAGAUGUUAGCUGAGUGAGAUUUGGCUGCUAUUUCUAGCAGAAACAACAGCAAAGCCGCUCUCUUCGUCGAUUCAUUUUGGUGGGUGAGAAAUUAAUAUUAUUGUGAAACAUGGCUUAUUUGCUUCUGAAGGGGGCACCAUUACCAUCAGAAAUAAAUGAUGUUGUUGUGAAGAAUUUGAUUGACCAGUUUAAUGAGGAUAUGACAUGCAAUGAAGAAAAUAUUGUCAAUGAAAUAGCCAUUUUGGACUUCAUUAACAGAAUUUUCAUAGCUGACCAAAGUUCUGAUAUUAAAACGUUGUUUAUGAAACAUGGCAUUCUAUUAAAAAUAGAAUCAGUUUUGGACAAUUUGGAAGAACACAAUGGCCAUCUGUUUCCUCUCCUGUCAAUGGCUUCUCUAAGUGUUCUCUACCAUUUAUCGACUGUGCCAAAAAUCUGUUCUGCAAUUUCUGCUAAUCAAAGUUUUGUUCACCAUCUCUUUUCGGCUCUUAAAAGGAAUGAAUCUGACUAUACCAACAAAUUUGCAGUGAGCUGCUUGUGCAAUUUCACCUGGUUUGAUCCUGAUCUAUGUUUAUUGUUUGAUAAACUUUCGGGAAGUGAAAUUCUUUUAAAAACUGCAAAAGCUUCAUCUCAACUUGUGAAGAUUGAUGUUCUCAAAAUUUUCAGUAAUUUUUGUUUGGAGACUAACUUAAUCAAACACAGUGUAAUAAAUAAUGCCGACAUUUUAAAGUUUAUAAUUGAGAUUUGCAAUGAAUAUUUGGAAAACAAACUCCACUUUGGCAAUAAGGUGGACAGUUUACUAAAAUAUUGUAUGCUCUAUUUGAGCAAUGCUAUUUUCAAAAACAAAAGUAUCAAGAAACACUUCUAUAUACUUGGAGGCACGAAGAUGAUUGCCAGACUUCUUUAUUUGUGCCCAGCUUCUAUGCUUUGUAGACCAUUCAUACAACAUGUGGUGAAGCAUUUGAUAUACUUGAAGAAAACGGACUCUAGUCAAAAUAUACAAAAAGAAAAAGUACAUCAGUAUACCAAAACUUAUCUUCCUGCAUUAAAAACUGUGGAAGAAAAUUUAGCUGAUUUUAGACUAUACGAUGGCUGUGGUGAAGACCCUGAAAUGAAAUGUACAAACUCUCUGAAGAAAUCAAACAGAUAUGAUUUAAGGGAGAAGCCUUUUAAACUACAGGAUGGAUGUUAUCAAUAUGGUGCUGAAGUGCCUUUCAUCGAAGAUACAACUCAUGCAAUUCUACGAGCAAACAAAACAAAUUGGAUGAAUGAAGUAGGUCAAACUGUCUGUGGAAUGUUAAAUUCUCGAAGAAAUUGUACAUUGUAUUUUGGAAUCAGUGAUGCUUAUAAAGUUGUUGGUGUGCAUUUAUCUAGAGAAGAAAAAGACAAAUUUCGCCUACACUGUGAUCAGAUAUUCACUCAGAUGAUAAAACCUUUGAUCAUAUCAAAUAUAACUGUAGACUUCAAACCAGUUCUUAAUGCUAAGAAAAUGUCUUCAGAUUUGCAUAUUAUUGAAAUCUCCACGUUUGCACAGGAAAGUUUCUAUUCUUUUAAAGGCAAGAGUUAUUUUCGGCACAAUGGUGAAACCCAGCUUGUUGGAGCUGAGAUGCUGCGACUAAUGGUUAUUGGUGCUGAGUUAGAGAAAUGGAAACUUGAGGAAAAGAAAUGGAAGGAUGAGCUUGAUAGAUUAACCGCUAUUCAAGCGAGGACAAAUUAUAAAAACCCAAUGUCCCCAGUUUGACUGCUGGAACUAGAAGGACUCUCAUUGUAAGGACUUACAUGCACAAAUUAACAAGAAAAAUGUGACAGAAUUUGUGAUAUUGAGGGCUUGAAUGCAUAACAAGAUAAGACGUGUAAGAUUUAAUAUGUAAGACGAAAGUUGUAACAUGACGGUCAUUAAAUGAAUCCUGUAACAUAAUAAACAAAAGAUGACACUUGUAACAUGGUAAGUGUAACAUAUAACCUGUGUCACAGGUUCCUUACAUAAAAUAUGUAACAGAUUUGCUACAUGGAAUGCUACAUAAGACAUACUGUACAAUAUAUAACCAGUACAACAUAACAGACAUAAUGAGUAAGGCUCUAUAUGUGUGUGUGUAUAUAUAUAUAUAUGGGUAAAGAUAUGGCCAGUCUAUGGGGUUAUCCUGGGUUUCACGUCCAUAAAGUGCUCAGCUUUACAGCAUUUCUUCAGACCCUAAAACCUAUUUGCCUAUGGCCUCUCUAGCAAGUCUUGCUAGAGAGGCCAUAGGCUAACAGUUUUAGGGUCUGAAGAAAUUCUGUAAAGCUGAGCACUUUAUGGACGUGAAACAUAGGCUAACCCCAUAUACAAAGCCAUAUCUAUCUUUAUUUAUAUACUCUGCUGCUCUAUAACUGAGACUGUGCUUCUCUUUUGGAUUUAUGAUUUACUGAAGAUAUUCAUAUAUGUUUCAUACAUAUACAUAUAUAUAUAUAUAUAUAUAUAUAUAUAUUGAACAUAGAAAAUGUAACAUGUUAUGUAACUAUACUUUGCAUAGCAUGUAGCAAGUAAUACAAACAGUGCUAUGUAAAGCUUCUGACAGAAAAUGUGUAACUGACGACUUAACAUAAUAUGGAACAUGUGUAACAUAGGAGGUGUUAUGUAAAGGUUGCAACACAAAUAUAACACGGAAUCUUGAAUACAUAAACAGUAUUUGAAAGUUGCUAUAAACUAUCAUUCAAAAAGAACCUGAAAUUAUCAGGUUUUGUUUCUCAUACAUUUCAAAGUUUUGUUUUGCAUAUCAUAGAUUAAAAUUUUUAAAAACAUAAA
Octopus bimaculoides (California two-spot octopus) is the source of this 3240-nucleotide messenger RNA. RefSeq lists its product as uncharacterized. The record is from RefSeq and is a predicted model, not a curated record. Lineage: Eukaryota; Metazoa; Mollusca; Cephalopoda; Octopoda; Octopodidae.